AUGGGCUGGUUUGAUACACAAUCGUCCGUUUCCUCUUCUCACUCGAGACGUAAACGCUCUCCCUCCCGCCGGUCAACGUAUUCCACCCAUCAUUCCCGGCACUCUGCUCCUUCAUUCGUUAGUUUCAACGGCGGAGGUAGCCGCGCCGGCCGAUCCAGUCCAUCGGUCUACUCGUCCUCCUCGUCGCGACGAGCACGACCUCGGUCUGGCUUUGUCCAAAAAGUAGUCCAUAUCAUUAAACGACUGCUACGUGACAUCUACAAAUAUGCCCGUGAGCACCCAAUCAAGGUGAUACUCCUGGUUCUCAUACCGCUUCUUACAAGCGGUGUUUUGCAGAAACUGUUCGCCAUGAUUGGCAUUCGUCUGCCCAAGAACAUCUUUGGCGGUCAAGGUGGACAAUCUCGAGAGGGUGGCAUGAUGGAGAACUUGAAAUCUAUGAUGAGCAUUGCGAAGAUGAUCAUGCUAUGUGGUAUAGCGGAGCGCUUGGCUGAGAAAUGA
Messenger RNA from Aspergillus pseudotamarii, 498 nucleotides. RefSeq lists its product as uncharacterized. Lineage: Eukaryota; Fungi; Ascomycota; Eurotiomycetes; Eurotiales; Aspergillaceae. The transcript has 2 exons. Bases 1 to 498 code for a protein of 165 amino acids. The record is from RefSeq and is a predicted model, not a curated record.